ACCAGGCUGUUCGUGACGUCAUCGUACAGUUAACCCUAACUCGGAACCUAACCAGUGUCGUUAUUAUGCUUGACGGGAACCUUUCCGCCUUUGCGCGUUACCUUCCUUCGGUCUGACUUAGUAAUUCCCACCUUCAGAAAGAGUUUAAUUCGAUCCAUUAUUCACGCACAUGUCUCGGUCCGUUAUUAACGCGAGUAUCCCGCAUUUUAAGGCGUGUAACACGGCCUAGGUGACCGCAUGGCAGUAGCGUUUCACGCCGCACGCUCGAUUCCUCAAGCGCAUCAGCCCGUAGCUCUAGCCGCCGCAGAACCCGCCGCAAUGAACGGCGUCCGGUCCGAAAAGCCUUACGAUGAGUACUCUUUGCGAGAUGACUAUAACGAGUACGGCGCGCAUGACGAUAUAGAGGACAUUUCUCAGGAGCAUCAACUUUCUGGUUACCACAACGGUUUCGCGUACGAUAGUAGAGGUUAUGAUAACACGGGUUAUGAUAACACGGGUAAUGGGCCUGUUGAGGAAUUGUACGGUGAUCCUGACGCCACGUGGCACGACCAAUCGCAGCAGCAAAUGCAGCAGCAGCAACGACAAGAGCAGCAUCAGCAACAGCAGCAGCGGGGAAAGAAGAUUCAGAAAAAGACGUCAACGCAGCAAGCAAUUGCCAGGAGCAGAAGCACGGAGGAGAGUAAAGGAGCUCCCAGGGAAAGGUACAGGGAGAAAGGACGCGGAAGGCACAGGGAUAGCUAUAAUGACGUGGAGUAUUUAAGGGACGAAGGGGAGGAUGGAGAAGCGGAAGAGCCGGAGGACGACGUCGGCGAACCUGGAGGAGAUCUUUCUAUUAACGGGGAUAGGCGACGCAUUGUUAGCGCUGAAGCUUGUAUCGCGGAUAAUGGGGAUGCGGUGGUUGGAGAGGUGCUGGAUCCGAUAGUAGACGUUCCGAAGCCUAAUAACGAGUGGGACGACAUUCCGUUGGGUUAUUCCAUUUCUACACCAGUAGGCAACUAUCCUAACCAGCAUCCUGAUGCGCUAAGACAGAGCAUCUUCAAACGGGGACGUGGUGUACAGGUCCUAGACGAGAAGAAGUUAGAGGAGCAUAAGCAGCGGCAGGAGGAGCAGCAGCAGCAGCAGCAGCAGGAGGGAGAUCUAGCAGCGGAGGAGCACAUAGACCCGUGGUUAAGGGCCCCAGUAAGGAAAGUUACUGCGUGGCUUGAAAAAACUGCUGUAGUUGAUCCAACGGCCCCUGCCCCAGCUCCUGCUCCUGCCGUUGAUGCUCCUGCUGUUGCCGCCCCUGCUGCUGCUGCUGCUGCUGGGGAGGAGGGGGAGUGGGAGGCAGUAGGGGAGGAUGAGGGAGCGGAAGGGGUGGAGAGAGAGAAGAGCCGAGGGUGUGAGGAAGAGGAGGAGGGGAAAGAGGAGGAGGAAGAGGAAGAGGAGGAGGAAGAGGAGGAAGAGGAGGAGGAAGAGGAGGAGGAAGAGGAGGAGGAAGAGGAGGAGGAGGAGGAGGUAGAGGAAGAGGAGAGAAGGAAUGAAGAGUUUAGAAAUGGCUCGGUUGAAAAUGGUGAUCAGGGUGAGGGUGGACUCUAUGAUGAUGAUGAUGCUGGCUAUAACGAGUACAACGAGGAUGCUUAUGAAGGGUACGACAGGGCGAGGGGUUUGGAGGGGUAUGGGAUUGAGAGACAGCGGCAGGGGUUGGUUGGAAGCGGUGGGGACAGAGGGUUUGGGGAAGGUGGAGAGGAGGGAGAAGAAGAGGAAGAGGAGGAAAGGGAGGAGGGGGAGGAGGGCGGCUGGGAGGGCGAGCAGGAUGAGGGGUUUAACCAACUAGGGCAGGCUGAGGAAGGGUUUAAAACAGAAGCUUAUGCGCAGGAUUCUGCAUACGCAAACGUGCACACACAUGCAUACGCACAGGGUCAGUCACAGCCACAUGUGCAUGAUAGCAUGCGGGCGGCGGGAGGGGGUGGGGAGGACGAGAAGGCACGGUGGGCUGAGAAGUGUGCUUCGAGGCUGAAGGAGUGGGAGAGAGAGGAGGAUGAGGACGACGAUGGGGUGGAGGAGGGGAGAGAAGCGGAGGAGGAGGAGGGAGGAGAGAAGGGAGAGGAGGAUGAGGAAGAAGAGGAGGAAGAGGGGGAAGAGGGGGAGCGUGAAGAAGAAGGGGCAGGGGAUGGCGACAUGUAUGGGCAAGACUACCGGCACAGCGGACAUGGGGAGGGGGAGUAUGGCGAAAGGGAUUAUGGCGAAAGGGAUUAUGGUGAGGAGGAGUAUGGGGAGGGAGGGUACGGAGGGGGGGAGUAUCGGGAGGACGAGUAUCAGGAAGACGAGUAUGGGGGGAAGGGGUAUGAGGAGAGAGGCGAUUUGGAAGAGUAUGAAGUCGAGGAGGGGGAGGAGGGAGCAGAGGGAGAGGAGGCAGGCUAUGGCGUGGUGGGAGCAUGGCAGGAAGGGGAGGUGGCCGACAUGUACGGGUCAAUGGAUGUGACGCAGCGUGCACCUGGUUUGAGGCAGCCGUUGGGCGUGCACGAGCCACCCAAGGCAGCUAAGCAGCAGGCGUUGCAGGACGAGGAGCAGGAAGCAGAGCUGAAUCGCUCCCAAGGGGCGGCUGUGGUAACCGCACGGGCAAUCGCUCUUGUUCCGUCCACCCCUCUCGCUCGCCCUGCUGCCACAGCCAAAGCGACUGCCUCAGCCAAAGCGGCUGCCGCUGCCAGUGCCAGUGACAGGCAGCUGACCUCCCAGCUGUCCUCUCAGCUCAGCUCACAGCAGUCUCUGGGGAAAUCGUCCAGCCAGGGCUCUGCCACCCCUCGCGGGUUGGCUACUCCGCAGGGGUCGCAGGGAGGAGGAGCAGCAGGAGGAGGAGGAGGGUACGAGCCUCACCAGGCCCAGCUCGCUUACGGGUCUCCCAUGGGGAUCAGCCCCUCUCCUGCUGCUGCUGCCGGCUAUGCAUCACCUGUGGGAUCGGCAGGCAAGGCGGGUGUUGGUCGUAGUGCUGGCGCUGGUGCGCCUGCUGCCGCUGGGGGUAAGCGGAUGGGUAGGCUUGGUGCUGCUUCUGGUGCGGGGGAUGGUGUGGGCAGUGGGGGGGAGAGUGAUGGCAGUGCGAGGAGCGGGGGGAGCAGGGGGAACCCGGGGAAGGUGCUACCUGAGGGGAGGGGGUUUGGCAGCCCCGUCAGGGGGCGAAUGGGAGGGGGGGUGUAUGGUGAAGGGGCACGGGGUGAUCUAGGGGACGAGUACGAGGAGAAUUAUGAUGGGUAUGGUGUGGAGGAUCAGCAGAAUGAGUAUUGGCGGCAGCAGCAGCACCAGCAGCAGAAGCAGCAGCAGCAGUUUCCGGCGCGUCAAACAGGCAUUAGCAACAGCAAUGGCGGCGGUUGGGAUGGUGUAGGUGGAUAUGGGGCACAAGGGGACGGUGGGAUUCAUCGUGGGUAUGGGAAUGGGUUCAGGGAUGGGUAUGAUAACGAGUUUGGGGAUGGGUAUGGUGGUACCCACAUGCAAGCACAGCAGAGCCGCUAUCCCACCGCCAGGCGUGACGAUUCAGGUGCUAGUCGUGAGGCGCCUGAGACCUAUUCAGGUGCAGGCAACAGCUUUGGGCCGUCGGAUCCCUUUGACUCCCAGCCCUCCUCCGACCCCCAGCAGUCCUACUCCCAGUAUUCUGACCUGCAAAACUCGUACUCGCAACCGUCUGACCCCGCAACCUCCUUCUCUCAGAACUCUAACCCCCAGCAACAGUACCCGCAUGGGCCCCAGCAAUCCUACUCCCAGCAUCAACAGCAGCAUCAGCAUCAGCAACAGCAGCUGUCAUAUCCCGAGGCCCCCCAGCAGCCGUACCCGCCGUACGACGAGCAGCACAGCGUGCAAAGCCCAUAUUUCCACCCCUCCAAUCUUCCCCAAGAGAACUUUGAGCCUGCCCGGUAUGGGCCAGGCAACAUGCCGGCCACAACGCCCCGGCGGGCAGCAAAAAAGUCCAUCCAGUUCCAAUCUGUGCCUGCAGACGGUUACGGGCAGCUGCAUGAGGAGGAGGGGCAGCAGGAAGAAGUUUUCUGCCCCCCUAUCACUCCUGGUCGCUCCACCGGGGGUGGUGGGGGUAGAGGAGUGAAAGGGAGUGGGCAGGGUGGGAGACUGAGUGAAGACGAAGGGAGGGGAUCCUUCCAAGAGUGGAAUCAGCAGCAGCAGCAGCAGCAGCAGUUUGUGUCGCCACCACCACCACCACAGCAGUUGCAGUAUGCUCCUACCACUCCAGGACGAACGAAGAAAGCCAUGGGGGGGAAUCAUCAGCCAAUCACACCGCGACACGUGUCGUCAGCAUCGCAAGCGCAAGUGGGAGGAAGGGGCGGGGUUGGUGGUGGUGAGGUGAGAUUUGAUCCUGUUACACCGAGAUUUGAUCCUGUUACACCGAGAUUUGAUCCUGUUACUCCUAGACGGAGCAAACACCAGAAUCAGUCACACCCUCAAAACCCUUACCAGCAGCAGCAGCAGCAGCAAUACCAACUCGAGCAGCAGCAGCAGUAUGGCUUCCAGCAAGAGGAAGCACCAGCAGCAGAGCCGGUUACAAGGCGCAAGCAGCGCGUGGCCUUUGAUGACCAGGUCGAGGAAGCUUAUAUCGAGGACGGGGACGUGCAGCCUCCUGCGAGGUCGCUUAGCAUUAGGAGAGGAGAAAAGGCGAGAGGGGGGAGAGCAGGGGCGCAGGCACAGAGGUGGGGUGAGGAGAGGAGGGAAGACAAUUGGCAGGAGGGAGGAGGGAGGGAGGAGAGGCGUGGGCGGAUUCAAAGGCCGAUGGAGGAGGGAGAGGAGGAGGGAGGGAGGGGGAAGAGGUAUGGGGGUGAUGGGGGUCGCACUCCCAGGAAGGGGGGAGAAGGGAGGGGAGGCGAAGGGAGAGAAGGAAGAGGGGAAGGGAGAGGGGAAGGGAGAGGAGAAGGAAGAGGAGGGGAGUGGAGGGGGGAAGAAAGGGAGGGGCGGAAGGGGGAGGGGGUUAGUAGCGGAGUGAUGAAGCGGCAGCUGAGUCUGAAGCUGUCAGUUCCCACAACCCCAGGAGGGGGAGGAGGAGGAGAGGCAGGGGGGGCGUACCGAAGCGGGCCGAAGAGCGUGAGAGGGCGCAGUAAGAGCGGCGCUUGGGAGAUGGAUGAAGGGGAGAGGAGGAGAGGAGGGGGAGCAGCAGGAGGAGGGGGAGGGGGAGGAGGAAGAGCAGGAGCAGAGAUAGUCCCGAAAACGCCCAAGACCCCAAGGGGGGGUGGUGGUGGUGGCGGUGGUAGUGGUGGAGGUAGCUAUGGUGGUGGUGGGGAUGGCUUUUCUCGCACGCGGACGUUUGAGAGAGGGGAGAGGUCGGCCGAAGGAGCAGGGAGGAAGAGUGCAGAGAGGGGGGGUUCCGGCCAGGGAAAGACCAGCAGCAAGGAUAUGAGGGAGAGAGGAGAGAGGGGGGAGAGGGGGGAGAGAGUGCAGGGCGCUGCAUCGGGGGCAACGAGGAGGAUAGAAGUGACUAAGAGUAUGUCUAGUAAGGAUAUGGGGAAGAGCGGGGGAGGGGCGAAAGAGGUCAGCAAGAGCACAAGCUUUUCGCUGAAAGCAGCUCUGUUUGGGCGGGAGUCCAAGGAGGGGAGGGGAGGGAGGGAGAAGGAGGGGAAGGAGGGGAGAGAGGGGAGAGAAGGGAGGGAUAGGGACAGAGAGAGGACGAGAGAGAGGGAGAGGGACAGGGACAGGGAGAGGGAGAGGGAGAGGGAGAGGGAGGGGAAGGAGGGGAAGGAGGGGGGAUGGUCAAGAAGUCGAACGAUGGACAACACGGAAGUGCGGAUGCAGAGGCAGCUGAGCCACAAGAGGGGGGCGUAUUGAGAAGAUAGGGUCAGAAACUGUGGACGAGAGGUAGGAGGGAGAGCGUGGAGGGAGGGAGGGAGGGAGGGCAAAGGAUUUGGGCAGUGGAGUGGAGGAGGUGGGGCCGAACGAUGGACACCACAGAAGUGUGGAUGCAGAGGCAGCUGAGCCACAAGAGGGGGGCGGAGGGCAAUGGUCUGGACAGUGGAGGAGUGGAGGGAGGGGAGCUGCUGCUGAUGGAGGUGCUCAGUGCUCACACAAGUGACGAUGCACAAGCAGCAGCUGCUGAGCUACAAGAGGGGGCGGCACUGAGGUGACUUUUGAGUCGACUCAAAAGUCACCAAGAGGGGGCCGCACUGAAAUGGCCGUAGUGAUGAUGAUGAUGCUGACCUUGGAAAAUGUUACCGCAUGUAGGGGAGAAGGAUCACCCUGUCCUGUACAUUAGUGGCUCACCCAAAUCUGUCUGUCCAUGUCCACCCGUCACAUCACAACUUAUGAAUGUACGGUACGGUACCUUGUUUGCGUUACGAGUCAACCACGAGUAUACUUCAUCAGUUUUCAUGGGUCUUUCUGCUGAGAGCCUGAGAAGAGUGGGUUUGAGUCUACUGAGGCCACUUCCUGUU
Closterium sp. NIES-67 is the source of this 6392-nucleotide messenger RNA. Lineage: Eukaryota; Viridiplantae; Streptophyta; Zygnematophyceae; Desmidiales; Closteriaceae. The record is from the annotation of a GenBank genome assembly.